Molecule: messenger RNA, 938 nt
Organism: Fulmarus glacialis (Northern fulmar)
Lineage: Eukaryota; Metazoa; Chordata; Aves; Procellariiformes; Procellariidae
Gene: PPT1
Product: palmitoyl-protein thioesterase 1
Exons: 8
Biological process (GO): receptor-mediated endocytosis; protein depalmitoylation
Cellular component (GO): lysosome
Molecular function (GO): palmitoyl-(protein) hydrolase activity
Source: RefSeq, a predicted model, not a curated record
GAGACAGUUGCUGCAAUCCACAAAGCAUGGGCUACAUUAAGAAAAUAGUGGAGAAUAAAAUACCGGGGAUUUAUGUUCUGUCUCUCAAGAUUGGAAGCAACCUGAUACAGGAUAUGGAGAACAGCUUCUUUAUGAAUGUGAAUGAUCAAGUGAGAGAGGUGUGCAGCCAACUCGCGAAGGACCCUCACCUAAAAGGAGGCUACAACGCAAUGGGCUUCUCCCAAGGAGGCCAGUUCCUGAGGGCGGUGGCCCAGAGGUGUCCUUCUCCUCCCAUGCUCAAUUUGAUCUCCAUUGGGGGGCAGCACCAAGGCGUGUACGGCUUUCCACGCUGUCCUGGUGAGAGCUCCCAUAUCUGUGACUGGAUCCGAAAGACCCUGGAUCUGGGCGCCUACACGCAAGCUGUUCAAGAGCACUUGGUACAAGCAGAGUAUUGGCAUGACCCUCUGAAGGAGGAGGACUACAGGAAAAACAGCAUCUUUUUGGCUGACAUAAAUCAGGAGAGGGGCAUCAAUGAGACGUACAAGAAAAACCUGAUGGCUCUGAAAAAGUUUGUGAUGGUGAAAUUUCUUAAUGAUACUAUGGUCGACCCUCCGAUCUCUGAGUGGUUUGGGUUUUACAAAAGCGGCCAAGCCAAGGAGACCAUCCCGCUGAAGGAGUCCUCGCUGUACACAGAGGAUCGCCUGGGGCUGCAGGAGAUGGACAAAGCAGGAAAGCUGGUGUUUCUGGGGGUGAAAGGGGAUCACCUGCACUUCUCAGAAGAGUGGUUUUACACCACGAUCCUCCCCUUCCUCCAGUGAAGCUAAGGGGAGGCACCCUGUGAGAGCACGGGGAAGGGUCUACCACUGUAGUUAAUGCAGCUGCUACUGUGCAACAGCACUUUCUGUGUACAAGCCUGCGGGGAUCCAGGGAAGGGGAAAAAGAGGGGGUUUAGCUCAGCA